AUGAAAAAUUCAAAUUUAACAGCGAACGACUUCACCGAUCUUCUUCAACAGUCACAUCAUACUAUCAAAGCAAAUAAAUUAUAUGCCUGUACUCGAAAUUCUAAUAUUCACAUUCAAAACAUGGAAGAUGUUAUUUCAACACUGAAAUCAAUGAAAGAAUACAUGAAACUCAGAAUCCUUGAUGGCAUUGUUGACUUUUUAGAUCAAAAAGCGAACGAAAUUCUUGAAUCUACAGCGAGAAUUCAAAAACUUCAAACAGAACUAAACGAAAUUCAAAAACAAAAACAAAAAAGUGACAACAACAUAAAAUCACUUCAAUUUCAACUCAAUCAAAUUAAUGAAGAAAACACUACAUUAAAGAGAAAGAUCUCUGAAAGAGAAAGUAACACAAAUCAAAAUGAAGGAAACAAUGCCGAAAAAGAAAUUCUAUCAAAAAUUUCAGAACUCAAGGAAUCAGAUGAUUUCGAAAGUAUCUACAAAUUUAUUGAUGAGCUUUCAUCGCAAGGAAAUCAAAAGAUGAUUUCAAAAGCAUGUAAAGAAGGACUUUGGGAAAAGAAAACGAAACCCAAUCGAAAAAAGAUAGCACCUAAAUUAUUUCAAGUUGAUGAUGAAAAGAAUGUACUUCAUUCUGCAAGUGAAAAAGGAAAUCUCAAACUUGUAAAAUCUCUGAUUGAAUGUGGCUGUGAUAAAGAAACAAAGAGUAGUUGGAAUUAUACUCCACUCAUUUAUGCAUCAAGAAAUGGCCAUCUUGAAGUAGUUAAAUAUCUAAUCUCAGCUGAGGCUGAUAUAGAAGCAAAGAGUAAAUAUGGAGAUACUCCACUCAUUUAG
Messenger RNA from Trichomonas vaginalis G3, 828 nucleotides. RefSeq names its product protein ubiquitination. The transcript has a single exon. The coding region runs from base 1 to 828 and encodes 275 amino acids. Lineage: Eukaryota; Parabasalia; Trichomonadida; Trichomonadidae. The record is from RefSeq and is a predicted model, not a curated record. Gene Ontology annotation, molecular function: protein binding.